AUGACCCAACUUCCGCUCGGAACGCAGGACUCUGUGGCAGUAACCCCCGUGUCUCACUCUCUGGACCGGCGCACAUUGCAACUGUAUGCCGACCUCUUUUCUAUACUCCGGUCUGAUGCACUGCUUGUCGCAGCUCUUUGCGAAGCGGUCCCCCUCCAAGAGAUAGAUUCACUGUUACAGACGAUAAUGCUCACACUGUAUUACCCUAAUGUCCGAGGCGAACGCCUUGCCCUGAUCGUACUGCAAUCGCUUAUGUCCUCUCGCUUCGAAUCUAUUAGCGACCUCAGCUCUCUUCUGAAUCAGAACACAGCUCUUUUGCGGUCAUUGAUCACAUAUCUCCGUCGCACUCCUGGACAGACCUAUCUCAAGGCCGCCAUCGCUCCGAGGGUCAAACGUCUGGUCGAAUGCGACCAUCUCAACCUUGAAAUUAGCCCAGUCAAAGUCUACAAUCAGAUGUUAACUCAGAUACAAGCGGAUAUCGGCACUUUGCCGUCUGGAUUGCCUCGACAUGUGUCUGCGGACACUGCAGAAUUGGACCCUAAUGUUCAGGCUAUCAUUGCACAGCGAACCACGAUGCUUCAAGGGAUCGCAGAUAGCUUUCUCUCCGAGUUGACUAUCAACGAAGCGAGCGUCCCGCACGGAAUCCGGUGUAUUUGUAAAUGGAUACACGAACAAGCACUUGGCCGUUUUCCCAACGCCUCUGAACGCGAGAUUUCCUCUCUCAUUGGCACCGUGUACUUCACCUGCCUGAUCAAUCCAGCGAUCGUAGCACCCCACGCAUACCAGCUCAUUGAGGGAAUUCCGGCAAGAUAUCCGCGCCGAACGCUGACUACGAUUGCGAGGAUGUUCCAGCGCUUGGUCACCUCGCUGCCGCCGGACCAGGAAGCUCAUAUAGCUAAGCUUAGUUCUUUUACUGAGAAAAACCAGACGAAAGUGGAUGGUUUCAUGGGCAAGCUAUGCGAGGUCAAUGAACAGGACACGUCAUCCGAGGUAUGUCUCUUCGCGGCAAGUAGUUAA
Postia placenta MAD-698-R-SB12 is the source of this 1017-nucleotide messenger RNA. RefSeq lists its product as hypothetical. Gene Ontology annotation, biological process: regulation of GTPase activity; regulation of actin cytoskeleton organization. NCBI's taxonomy places the organism in Eukaryota, Fungi, Basidiomycota, Agaricomycetes, Polyporales, Adustoporiaceae. Gene Ontology annotation, molecular function: GTPase activator activity. Bases 1 to 1017 code for a protein of 338 amino acids. The transcript has 3 exons. The record is from RefSeq and is a predicted model, not a curated record. Gene Ontology annotation, cellular component: cell cortex.